Saccostrea cuccullata (small rock oyster) is the source of this 2176-nucleotide messenger RNA. RefSeq names its product transmembrane protein 180-like. The transcript has 4 exons. Lineage: Eukaryota; Metazoa; Mollusca; Bivalvia; Ostreida; Ostreidae. The record is from RefSeq and is a predicted model, not a curated record. The coding region runs from base 6 to 1436 and encodes 476 amino acids.
UGAGAAUGAUAUCUCUCAAAGAUAAGAUGAAGGACAGGACUCACAGUGAGCAGGUUCUUGCCUACUGUGCUCUCGCCGCGGGAUUCAACAUGAUCAACCAAGUCUUCAACUUCUACUAUGUCAAUGUGUUCCUCAAUAUAUAUCAUGUCAAAGAAACCUGGUUCCAGUUGGCUCAGGUUCUAUUCCUUAUAUGGAAUGCAGUGAAUGAUCCUUUAUUUGCAUAUUGUGCAGAUAACAAAAAUAUACGUUUGAUGUCCACACGACGGAAUAUGGUUUUGUAUGGUGCACCAUUCUUUGCACUGUCCUUUGUGGUCCCAUGGUUUCAGUGGAGCUCAAACCCGACUAUAAUUGGAAUUCAUUUAAUUGUAUCUCUGUGCUUUUGGGACACUUUAUUUACAUUAGUAGGUCUUGCCUACUGUUGUUUAUUUACUGAAAUCUCGCAAGACACAUCAAAGAGAAUUGUGCUCACGCGUUAUUCUACGCUAGCUUCUCUUAUUGGAUCUAGUAGCGUUUUGGUAUUGGAUCAUGCCUCCAGCAGUUUAAAAAACUUCAGAUCUUUUCAGUUUGUCUCUGUCAUUACAGCCUUACUGAGCUGGGCUCUGAUGCACUAUUGUGGCAGACACUGUCACACACACUUUGACUUGAACCAAAUGAAAAAGAAAAACAAAGACGCUGAUCAAGUUCAGCAUCCGAGAAGGCGAGAGCCGUUCAUUCGACAAACAUUGCAGAUCCUGACUGAUGUUAACUUUGUAUCAUUUGUAAUAACGAACUUUUUCCAAGAGUUUCAUAAAACGUAUUUGUUAAGCUUUUUAGCUAUUUUAUGUGAUCAGCUGGUACCAGACAAUUAUAUAUCACAGCGGACCAGGAGUACCUUUUAUGGAUUCGUUCCUUUCUCAUCACAGAUCGUCAUCAUCCUCUUUGCCCCACUCAUUGCUCACUUUUCUUACCAGAAAAUUUAUCGAGCAAACUUUAUUUGGAAAAUCUGCAGCGGGCUGUGCUUGUACUUCUUUGCUGGACAACACUAUCCAGGCUUGAUUCUGUUGUUUUUGUUGUUUGACGACUGUUUUACCAGUGCCACUAACUCGUUGCUCAAGCUGCCUCUUGCCGAUAUAACUGAUGCAAAUAUGGAAAAAUAUAAUCGAAACCAUCCAAUAUCCUCCAUGGUCUUUGGAACAAACGCUCUGAUAACAAAGCCAGCUAACUCCCUAUCACCAAUGCUUGUAGUCGCCAUAUUGAACAGAUACGGGUACAAUGAAGUGAUACAAACACAACUCGGAAGAACUGGAAGUAUAGAAUUGAAGAAUGCCAUGUUUUCUUUGGUUUGUUUUUAUCCAGUUGUUCUAGGUGUGAUUCAGUUGUGUACCUGGUCUUUUUACAGGAUUAGCAAUAAGAGAGAAAUAAUCAUCAAAGCUGACAAAAUCAACCAAGGAGUGUAAUCUAUGAAUAAAUAAUUAAAUUUAGUAUUUAUAAUUAAUGAUCCUUUAGCAACUACAAACUUCUUCGUACACAGAGAGAAAGCCACUGGUAAACAAGGUACUUGUACGAGUUAAAGAGAGGGGAGACAGACCGCGUUCAAAAAUGCCAAAGAUGAAUCAUAUUAUAAUAGAGAGAAAAUGGCUACUGCAAGACUGAGUAAUGUACUAGUACUAGAUGUAGUAUCAUCACAGACGACAAAGGCCCUUUACUCAGAACACAAUUUACUAAGUAGGUUAUAUUGCUCAGAUAGGCUAGGACAACCUCAAAAAAGACUUUCACAAAUGUGUAUACAGUUUCCGUCAUAGAAGUGAGCAUCAUAGUAAUUAGAAUGGUAAAUACAGGCUACUAAAGGAUCUUCUGCACAUAUUGGGAUCAAGUGCUUAGGAGAAGUAGCUUUCCCCUGAAACUUACUGAAGAUUUUUUUAGAGGUGCUUGAGCCUUACAAAGAUCACUUGUGUAGCUUUAUUCUUAUACAAAAUUGAAGAUUGUCGGCGACGUUAUAGCCACAUCUUCGCUAGGCAAGUGUCCGAUUCGAGGGUAAACGAAUCGAACACUCGGCUUGCGAAGAUGAUGUAGCCAAUGAUGCUGUACAGACUUUGGAUGACACGGUAAAAAAAAUCUUCUGGGAUAAAUGAAAAAAUGGAAGGCCACUGGAGCAGGUUUAUUUGAAUAAAGGUAGAGAAUUAUUGAUUAAUAAUAU